UCCUAUUCGAUUCCCUAUCGCUGCGGCGCGGACCCAGGCUGAUCUUAACCUACAUCGUUCACGAACUUUAAAGCAACUCGAACGGUGAUUGGCAACAUACACGAUUAUUAAAGCAACUCGUAGGCACAACUUCGAUUUUGCGGUAGGCCGGCCCUUCGGCUCGGGAGGCGAACACGACAGAGACCAACGAAACCCCAGUAAAGAGAAAGAGGGGCGAGAGGAUACGGACAGAGAGAGAGAGAUGGGGGCGAAGCUUCGGUACGCGAUGGUGUGCUCCUCGAACCAGAACCGGAGCAUGGAGGCGCACGCGCUGUUGAAGCGGCAUGGGUUCGACGUGUCGUCCUACGGGACGGGGGCGCACGUCAAGCUCCCCGGCCCGUCGCUGCGGGAGCCCAACGUAUACGACUUCGGCACCCCCUACAAGUCCAUGCACGACGAACUCCGCCGCAAAGAUCCCGACUUGUAUAAGCGCAAUGGGAUACUGCCGAUGCUCAAGCGGAACCUCGGCGUCAAGAACGCGCCGCAGCGGUGGCAGGACAAUGCCGCAGAUGGCUGUUUCGACGUCGUCGUCACUUUCGAGGAGAAGGUCUUUAAUAUUGUCAUUGAAGACCUUAGUAAUCGGAAACAAGUGUUGAUAAGAAGUGUACUGCUCAUCAACUUGGAGGUUAAAGAUAAUCACGAAGAAGCUGCCACCGGUGGCAAGCUCACUUUGGAAUUAUGUCAAGAGCAAACAGGUUUAGAGCUUUGAGGUGUCAUUUGUUAGAUCAUGGGCACAACAGUCUGCUCUUUAUUGAAGUUCUCUUUCUCUUUUUCUUUGUUAUUUCCACUAUUGCGGCACAUUAACUGUAUCGACAGGUUCCAUGCCAAGAUGUAAUUUCUGCAUUGAACAAAAUUCCCUCAUACUUCAAGAACUUAAAACCAUAAAUUCAAUGCAAAACAAUCUUUUGAGUAGUGUCCACACAAAUAUUUAAUUAUCAAAUCACAUUUGCCUUGAUAAAGUGACUUGUCUUGACUGAUGUGCGCCUUAUGUAGUUUAAUACUUCUAAUCAGAUCAGGGUUCCCAUGACUUCUCUUUUCUUUGAAUACCCAUGUGGUUUAAUAUUCAAGGAACUAAUCUUACCUAACCUUCAACAGAUUUGUCCACUUGACAGAUCUGCAUUUACCUACGCACUUGAAUAGAAGGCGGGUGGUUCUUAACUUUGCAAUGCCUUCAAUUGAGUGUGGGUGCUGGGGAUCAAGGUUGAUCAAUAAGAACUGGCCAACACUCAACACACCACCAAGCCAAUUCUUAACAAUUUGUUUACCUCAAAAGGAAAAGGGAAGCAAAGAACAUUGAUGGCUAUCACCUAUAGCAAUUCGACUAGGGGAAGGAGAAGGAGAAUACGAAGGAGAAAAGACAAAAAAAAAAACCUAUGAACUGCAAUGUUGACUAUAAAUUGGGAAGGAACCACUUUCAACGCUUGUGGCCACCACCAUGUGAAACAAAAAGGAAAUGACAAUGAGAGAGGGGAUAGGAGUGAUGAGAACAGCUCCUAGCCUCAUGAAGGGAUAGGAAUGCUAUGACAUAAAACAUGACAGGAAAAGGGAAAUGCUACAUUUGAGCAAUUUCACUGUAGAGUUCUUUUUAUUUGAUAUUGCAUUAGCUAAUAUUUCAGAGCAAUGUUUCAAUUUUCGUUUUGAAGCUCAUAUCGGUCAGGCCGUCUGAUACUUAAUGGUAGGCUUCAAUUUUCAGUCUGAGACCCAUAUAGGUCCCUGGCUAAUUGAUAUGGGUUUGGUACAUACCAGCAUAUUAGCACAUGGUAUGCCAACGGACAAAUCUACACGGUCCAAAUAGAAAGAGGGAGAGAAGAGUGGAGGAGGACGCUUGAAAUCUAGUUUUUCAAAUCUAAAAGAAAACUAAGUAACACUCUGUUGCAAAAGAAGACUUGAAAAUAAACCUGUUGUUGAUAGUUGUGGCUGUUCAGAACUCCAAAUUAAAGAAAAAAAUAUAAAAAAUAACUUUGUUUUGAAUUGGACAUGGCAAAAUCACUUUGUCUAGUUGCUGGUCUGAUCCAGUUGUCGGUCCUUGGUCGAUAAAUUCCAAUUUGUACAUAUUGGUUCGGCUGAUUUUCUUUCAUACUUCAUAGUGAUGGAGAUCAUUGAGGCCACAUGGGGGUCAUUGCUAUUUUUGAAAUUGUAGAUAAGUUUUUGGUUUUUGUAUGGCAUACAUAUAAAGGUUAUUUACUAUAAUAAUAUUUUUGUAUGAUAUCCUUUUAUCUUUUUUAUUUUAGUUCUUUUUUUAAGUUGAUCUUAUGGAAUGAAAGUGAAAAUGUCUUUUCACGUGUAUUUUAUUAGUUUCUGACAUUCACUUUCUGAUUUUUUGUAUUUUUUACUGUUUUUGUGAUUUUCACUAUGUUUGGAUUUUACAUUAUUUUCUCACCAAUUACAAUCUCAUUUAGGUGUUCUUCGUAUCUCACCAUUCUUGGUCAUAUCACCCUUUGCAAAUCCCUAUCUUGAUUCCAUGAAGCUUGGGAUAUAGAUGGAUAAAGGAGUUGAGAAGUAGGGUAUAUAAGAUGGGGAGAUGUGUGCAAAGGAGUUGAGAAGCUAACAGUAACUUCUUCGAAUGUUUAAUAUUGCACAGACAUGUUUAAGGAGACUUGUAAAGGAGUUGAGAAGCUACCAGUCACUUUAGUGUUCCUCGAGCAACUUGGAUAUUAAGGAGACAUGUUUAAUUGGUCAAUUCAUUAUCUUUGUUAUCUUUUGUUUUUCAAGAAUGAAAUUGGACUAGUACUUCAUGCUAGGAGAGUCUUUAGAUGUUAAGGUUCUUGGAGAAAGGAGGUGGCUCAAUAGGGAUAGUGAAAAUGAAUCUCUCGAUAAAUCAUGUUGAGAUUUGGCUUGUUAUUUUAACUAGUAGACUGAUUUGGUCUUGAAUAAAGAAAAAACAGGCAGGAUAUCAUUUGAACAAAAAUGAAAUCUUUUCUUGUGUGUGUGUGUGUGUGUGGAGUGGCAUCUAUCAAACCACAUUUUAUUUGCUCUCUUUUCACAGAAUGUCAUACAUGGACAAAAUAACAAAUUCUAGAGAGCGACAACAAAUCAAUGUAUUUGUUAAAAAUAAAUACUUCAGUUAAGAAGAAGAGAAACAAAUGUUCUAAAGAAAUGUAGUGUGAAACUUGACUUCAUCAUGUUAUUUGCAGAAGAAUUCUUUUGGUCUGAAACAAGGAAAAGAUAAAUUAUACACUUUAAUUUCCCUUUCUGUCACUGAGUAUAACCAAGUUGAUCAAUUGCAAACUAAGCUCUCAUAAGUCAUCAGAGAAUUCAGAUGUGGAGAAAGACCAUUUUGAACAAUAAUAUGCCUGAAGAUAAGGCAAAACAUAUACAUAAUCAAUCCUUUAACAAUGUCCUCAUAUUUUGUUAUUUCAUGAUGUUAUGUGAAAACUGCCUUACCGUGCAUGUAAAUUUGCCUAUCGCAAGUUAUUUCAAUGAAAAAUGUCAUGUUUGUAUUAGACAUCCUGUUCUUUAAUUUUCUCUUAAUAUGAUAUCUCAUUCGUCAUUUACAACAGUGUCUAUACAGUAAAUCACUGUCAGAUUAAAUUUUUUAGUAUAUGUUAAUCUAUCUUUUUUGGUAAAAUCUCUAGUUCUUUGACAAUAUUUCAUGUCUGGCAUAAUGGCCACUGAGAUUACAGAGUAAAUAUAAAUAAUUUCCAAGCCUAGUUAGCUACUUGAUCUUUUGCUUAUAUCAGUGGGAAAAUACUGGUGGAUGGUUACUAUUAUCCUCUACAUAGUAAAGUGCGCCUACUAUUAAAAAUUAUGUGAAAUCUAAUUUUCAUUGUUUGUGAAUAUGAAAUGGACAUCUGCA
Molecule: messenger RNA, 3835 nt
Organism: Musa acuminata AAA Group (dessert banana)
Lineage: Eukaryota; Viridiplantae; Streptophyta; Magnoliopsida; Zingiberales; Musaceae
Exons: 4
Coding region: 242-748 (168 amino acids)
Biological process (GO): termination of RNA polymerase II transcription
Cellular component (GO): nucleus; mRNA cleavage and polyadenylation specificity factor complex
Molecular function (GO): RNA polymerase II CTD heptapeptide repeat phosphatase activity
Source: RefSeq, a predicted model, not a curated record